Molecule: messenger RNA, 377 nt
Organism: Plodia interpunctella (Indianmeal moth)
Lineage: Eukaryota; Metazoa; Arthropoda; Insecta; Lepidoptera; Pyralidae
Product: cuticle protein 1-like
Exons: 3
Coding region: 34-297 (87 amino acids)
Source: RefSeq, a predicted model, not a curated record
CAUCAGUCGUGUUUGAAGAGAAACCAACACAUAAUGUACGGAAAACUGUUUAUCCUCUUCGCCUUGGCCGCAGUAGCCCUUGCCAAGGAGUACCCUCCUGGCGUCCACCCCGCCGUGUGCCCCAACUACCCCAUCUGCGACGCCAGAGCGCUCAUCACCCACACCCUCGACGGGCACCCCAUCCCUGAGUGGUACUACAACCCUGGUGUUUUACCUGUGGCGCCCUUUGAUCCCAAAAACCCCACUGCCCCGCGCUACCCCGCCGGCUUCAACCCUACUAUAUACUAUUACGCCUGAUUGGUUGCUCCCUAUAUUAUUGAUAAUUUGCACGCGACAUUGUAUUACAUAUGUAAAUAAAUUGAAUUUUGUAUACCAAA